AUGGACGUGUACCCCCUGCGCCGGCUGGGGAUGCCUCGUAUGCGGCCCCCGGGAGGCUCCAACCGCGGGUCGCCCUUCGUCAGCUGCAGCCGACUCCACUGGGUCCAGAACAUCCUGACCCAGAGCAGCAAGUCUCGGCCAGAUGGAAUCCUCUGCAUCCUAGGAAUCGAUAGCAGGUACAAUGAAGGUUGCAGAGAGCUGGCAAAUUAUCUUCUGUUUGGUUUGUACAAUCAGAAUAGCAGCGACUUUGAGAAAACAGGGUUUUCUGAAGAAGUUCUAGAUGAUAUAAUUAUCUUGAUUAAGUCAGAUAGUGUCCAUCUGUACUGUAAUCCUGUAAACUAUCGCUAUCUCUUACCUUAUGUGGCACAUUGGAGAAACCUGCAUUUCCACUGCAUGACCGAAAAUGAGUAUGAAGAUGAGGAAGCUGCAGAAGAAUUUAAAAUCGCCAGCUUUGUGGACAUGGUUCGAGACUGUAGUAGAAUUGGCAUUCCUUACAGCUCCCAAGGUCACCUGCAGAUAUUUGAUAUGUUUGUGGUGGAGAAAUGGCCGAUUGUACAGGCCUUUGCCCUUGAGGGCAUUGGAGGAGAUGGAUUUUUUACCAUGAAAUAUGAGUUGCAGGAUGUGAGUUUGAAUCUGUGGAACAUCUAUAGCAAGAUGGAUCCUAUAUCUCUGGAAAUUUUGCUUUCAGAAGAUUUAGUGACUUUUGAACAUCAGUGGACUAGCUUCUUUGCUAAUUUUGACACAGAAAUCCCUUUCCUGCUGGAACUUUCUGAAUCUCAAGCGGGUGAGCCAUUCAGAAGUUACUUCAGUCAUGGAAUGAUCUCCAGCCAUAUAACUGAAAACAGUCCUAAUAGGCAGCCAUUUGUUCUCUUUGGUAAUCACUCCACACGAGAAAACCUGAAUGCUGGCAACUUUAACUUCCCUUCAGAAGGGCACCUGGUACGCAGCACUGGCCCUGGUGGGAGCUUUGCCAAACACAUGGUAGCACAGUGUGUCUCACCAAAGGGACCCCUCGCUUGUUCAAGAACAUACUUUUUUGGAGCUACUCACAUUCCUUACUUGGGAGGUGAUGACAAGCUGCCCAAGAAAACUGAGCAAAUUAGGCUCUUAUCCCGGGUUUAUGCCGCAGUUGUUGAGGCUGUUCUGGCUGCCAUUGCAUGCUAUGCUAAAACUUCCAGUCUAACAAAGGCCAAGGAGGUAGCAGAGCAAACACUGGGAUCUGGAUUAGAUUCCUAUGAGCUGAUGCAAUUUAAGGCAGUCCUACGCUCCAAGAUGGCUUUUCAUAUACAUGCUGUGAAUAAUCAGGGAAGAAUUGUACGUCUGGACAGUGAAGAUACCUUAUACUUUGUGAAGACGGCUUCUAUGACCGUCUAUGACAUUCCUGACUUGCUGGGAGGAAGAGGAUGCUUGGGAUCUGUGGUAUUUUCCGAAUCAUUUUUGACAUCUCAUAUCUUGGUUAAAGAAAAGGAUGGCGCUCUUACCACGGAAACCAGCUUCAUAAUCCUAACUGCGGCAAUACCCAGAUUCUGCUCCUGGCUGGUAGAAGAUAAUGAAGUAAAACUGUCUGAGAAAACCCAGCAAGCAGUGAAGGAAGACGAGUCUUUCCUGGGCACUUUUCUAACAGGAGGAGAAGGAGCAUAUCUUUAUUCCAGCAAUCCACAGUUAUGGCCUGAGGAAGGGAAAGUGCAUUUCUUCUCUAGUGGCCUUCUGUUUUUUCACCGUCAUCAUGGAAGUAUCAUCAUUUCCAAGAAUCACAUGAAUUCCAUUUCGUUCUAUGAUGGGGACUCCACCAGUGUUGUUGCCGCCCUUCUAAUAGAAUUCAAAAGCUCAUUGCUGCCUCAUCUGCCAGUUCAUUUCCAUGGACCAAGCAAUUUUCUGAUGAUUGCCCUUUUCCCCAGAUCAAAGAUAUACCAAACAUUUUACUCAGAGGUGUUCUCCCCCUGGCAACAGCAGGCUAAUUCAGGGCUCUCUUUAAAAGUGAUCCAGGAAGAUGGAUUAUCUGUGGAACAAAGGAGAUUACACUCCAACGCACAGAAGCUCUUCAGUGCCCUGAGCCAUCCUGCUGGGGAGAAACAGCGUCCUCUGAAGCUACUCUCAGCCAGACACCCAGAGCUGGACUGGUUUCUCCAGCAUUUCGCAGUCAGCAGCAUUGGUCGGGAGCCUGUGAUGAGGACCCAUCUUCCUGUUGUGCUACAGCAAACUGAAAUCAACUCUCCUCUCAGAGUAGAAAAUGACAAGGUAAUUAUCAACAUUGUAACUGGCCUCCCAGGCUGUCAUGCUAGUGAGCUCUGUGCUUUUCUGGUCAAGCUGCAUAAGGAAUAUGGCAGGUGGAUGGUGUACCGCCAACUCAUGGAUAGCUCUGAAUGUUUUCAUGCUGCCCACUUCCAGAGAUACCUUUCCAGUGCCUUGGAGGCCCAGCAAAACCGCUCCACCCGCCAGUCAGCGUACACUCGCAAGAAGACCAGACUGCUGGUGGUGUUACAAGGCUAUACAGAUGUUAUUGAUGUUGUCCAGGCCCUGCAGACCCAUCCAGACCCAAAUGUCAAGUCCUCCUUCACCAUUGGUGCUAUCACAGUGUGCGUGGAGCCCCUAAGUUGCUACAUGGAGCACAGAUUUCUCUUUCCUAAGUGUCUUGACCAGUGUUCAAAAGGCUUGGUGAGUAAUGUGGUCUUCACCAGUCACACCAUGGAGCAGAGGCACCCUCUCCUCGUUCAACUGCAGAGCCUCAUCAGAGCUGCCAAUCCUACUGCAGCAUUCAUUCUUGCAGAAAAUGGAAUCAUCACGAGGAAUGAAGAUAUUGAACUUAUUCUCUCAGAAAACAGUUUUUCGAGUCCUCAGAUGCUACGAGCUCGAUAUUUAAUGUACCCUGGCUGGUAUGAAGGUAAAUUUGAUUCUGGAUCAGUCUUUCCACUAAUGGUUCAGAUCUGCGUAUGGUUUGGUCGGCCCUUGGAGAAGACUCGCUUCGUGGCCAGAUGUAAAGCAAUUCAAUCCUCCAUUAAGCCAAGUCCUUUCUCUGGAAACAUCUACCACAUCCUGGGAAAAGUGAAGUUUUCAGACUCUGAGAGGACCAUGGAGGUCUGCCACAACACUCUAGCCAAUUCCUUAAGCAUUGUGCCGGUGUUGGAGGGACCUACUCCACCACCUGACUCCAGAAGCACACCUCAAGACAGCAGUGGGCAGCAGGAGAGCUACCUUGUGUUCAUCGGCUGCUCCCUAAAGGAAGAAAGUGUCAAGGACUGGCUGCGGCAGUCAGCUAAGCAGAAGCCGCAGAGGAAAGCCCUGAAGACCAGGGGGAUGCUGACCCAGCAGGAGAUCAGGAACAUCCAUGUAAAACGCCAUCUGGACCCACUACCGGCAGGCUACUUUUAUAACGGAACUCAGUUUGUCAACUUCUUUGGUGAUAAGACUGAUUUUCACCCACUCAUGGACCAGUUCAUGAACGACUAUGUAGAAGAAGCUAACCGAGAAAUUGAGAAGUAUAACCGCGAGUUGGAGCAGCAGGAGUAUCAUGACCUCUUUGAGCAGAAGCCUUAG
Molecule: messenger RNA, 3534 nt
Organism: Orycteropus afer afer
Lineage: Eukaryota; Metazoa; Chordata; Mammalia; Tubulidentata; Orycteropodidae
Gene: DNAAF9
Product: dynein axonemal assembly factor 9
Exons: 38
Coding region: 1-3534 (1177 amino acids)
Source: RefSeq, a predicted model, not a curated record